This is a messenger RNA of Mytilinidion resinicola, 1059 nucleotides long. RefSeq lists its product as uncharacterized. The record is from RefSeq and is a predicted model, not a curated record. The transcript has 2 exons. The coding region runs from base 376 to 1059 and encodes 227 amino acids. NCBI's taxonomy places the organism in Eukaryota, Fungi, Ascomycota, Dothideomycetes, Mytilinidiales, Mytilinidiaceae.
CCCUUGCCUUCUGAAACGACCCGCAAACUCCAACCUGCCUUUGUAGGUUUCGCAAUGGGGAUGUCGACACCCAUUUGUGACGCACACCCUCGACCAUGAACAGUCACGGCGGGCCUGCAUGUAUAUAUGAGCGACAGCGCCUGCUUCCUCUGUGGGAGCAAGCGUCGUCGCACUUACCGGGCGAUUUGCGUGGCUGUUAAUAUAUCGUCGUUACAUCCUCAUCACUCCUUGCAUUCAUCUUGUGCGUCUAGACUACCUGCCAUAUCCAUUCCGUUCCAAUUCUUCGCAGCUCGCCGGUCGAGCUCUUAUUCAAAAGCAUCACUUAAUCGCGCUGCAAUCUACGGCUCUUCCUAGGCUUCGCAUUCAAUCGGCACCAUGAUGGGCCUCGCAAGCUUCACUUCUCCACCCUCAGCGAGCGGAGCAUCCUCACCGUCGCCGUCCCUCUUCUCUCUAUUCCUCCGCGCCAUCAUCAUAACCUCGGCGCUGCAUCUCGUCCUCUCUGUCUCGCACGCGUUCUACCUCACCGACGCACCUUUCCUACCCGGCCUGUCAAGCAGCGACAUCACGGUUUCGGGCUUCGACAUCCUCACCCACACCUCCGUAGCCCCAGCCGCGACCCUCGUCCUCUCCUCCCUCGAAUACCUCACCACGCAGCGUACCGAGCACUCCCGCCCCUACGCCCUCUUCGUGUCGACGACCAUGUUCCUAGGCUGGCUCGUCUCGUGGAUCGACUGGACCGCGUGCCACGGCGAAUGGUGCCGGGCGACGCCGUCCCCGACUACGGAGUUCUACGCCUUCAUCGUGAGCUUUGCGUGGUGGGCUGGCGGACUUUUGAUCACGCUGGCGUACGCGGCGUGCGGGCUCGCCGAGCUAGCAGCGAUGCUUGGGCUGCGUGGUUCUAGGGUUGUGCUUCGAGAGGUGGAGAAUGGGAACGCGUGGCCGCGCGAUGAGAAGGUUUCAGUGUCGAGGGGUUGUGGAGACGAGACGCGGACAUGUGGGAGUUGUGAGACGCGAGGGAAGGAUCACGAGACGAAGGCGCUAGUGACUGUUUUAGAUUAG